AUACAUUUGGAAACAAAAAGAUUAAAUGAAUAACAAAACUACAAGAAGAAGAGGGGUGUAGUCUAGGGUUUGGGUUUCAUAUCACUCCUCUGUAUCGCAAGCAAGAAAGACAGAGAGAGGGAGGCAGAAGCAAACGCAUCGAUCUGAAGAUGAGGCCGAUAUUGAUGAAAGGCCACGAGAGGCCUCUCACUUUUCUCAAAUACAAUCGAGACGGCGACCUCUUAUUCUCUUGUGCUAAAGAUCACACUCCCACUGUUUGGUUCGCUGAUAACGGCGAGCGUCUCGGCACUUAUCGCGGUCACAACGGCGCCGUUUGGUCUUGCGAUGUUUCCAGGGACUCGAAACGGUUGAUUACUGCGAGUGCGGACCAGACUGCCAAGCUUUGGGAUGUUCAGAAAGGGGCUGAACUUUUCACUUUUAAAUUUGAUUCUCCCGCAAAGUCCGUGGACUUGGGUGUUGGAGACAAGCUUGUGGUCAUCACUACUGAUCCGUUUAUGGGAUUGCCUUCUGCUAUCCAUGUCAAGCGCAUCUCCUCGGACCCUAGUGACCAGAGCGAUGAGUCUGUGCUCACAAUCAAGGGCCCUCAAGGAAGAAUUAAUAGAGCUGUUUGGGGACCUUUGAAUAGAACUAUUGUAAGUGCUGGUGAAGAUGCUGUUGUUCGUAUUUGGGACUCCGAGACAGGGAAAAUGCUUCAUGAGUCUGAUAAGGAAACUGGUCAUAAAAAGACAAUUACAUCACUUGCAAAAUCAUCAGACGGUUCACAUUUUCUGACCGGUUCCCUUGAUAAAUCUGCCAAGCUUUGGGACAUCAGAUCCUUGGAACUUAUCAAGACCUACAAGACUGAACGACCAGUUAAUGCAGUCACUCUCUCGCCAAUACUUGAUCAUGUGGUGCUUGGGGGUGGUCAGGAUGCAUCAUCUGUUACUACAACUGAUCAUCGUGCUGGAAAGUUUGAAGCCAAAUUUUAUCACAAGAUCUUGGAAGAAGAAAUUGGAGGUGUGAAAGGGCACUUUGGACCAAUAAAUGCCUUGGCAUUUAACCCAGAUGGAAAGAGUUUCUCAAGUGGAGGUGAAGAUGGUUAUGUACGAUUGCAUCACUUUGAUCAAGACUACUUCAACAUCAGGAUUUGAUUAUACUUGCCUAACCAUCAAAUCUUGCGGUGGUGGGAAGAUUUUUGUUCUCGUCAGUGUUGUGGUUAACUAUUCUUAUAACUAGGUGCCCUGGAUUGGUUUUUUAUUUGACUGGUGUAAAAGUGUUAUUCCUUUAGUGGUUGGAACUGAAUUGUUUGUACGGAAAAUGAUUAAAAUUUCCUUGCUUUUUCUCCUCAAAAAGAUAUAAAUGGAUACUGUGAGAAAA
Molecule: messenger RNA, 1356 nt
Organism: Daucus carota subsp. sativus
Lineage: Eukaryota; Viridiplantae; Streptophyta; Magnoliopsida; Apiales; Apiaceae
Product: eukaryotic translation initiation factor 3 subunit I-like
Exons: 8
Coding region: 150-1130 (326 amino acids)
Biological process (GO): cytoplasmic translational initiation
Cellular component (GO): cytoplasm; eukaryotic translation initiation factor 3 complex, eIF3m
Molecular function (GO): protein binding; RNA binding; translation initiation factor activity
Source: RefSeq, a predicted model, not a curated record